CCAUAACUCUCACACACAAUUCAGAGUCCGAGCCGAGCCAUAGCACGGCUGAUACCGAUAGACGACAGGACUCCUCACAUAUCGAAUGAUGGCAGACAAUCGUGACAAGGAUGGUCAGCAGCCGGACGAUGACCUCAGCAUUCCCAGAGCGGCUCUCAAUAAAAUGAUAAAGGAACUUUUACCAAAUAUACGUGUGGCAAAUGAUGCCAGAGAACUGAUCCUCAACUGCUGUACCGAAUUCAUUCACCUCGUGUCCUCGGAAGCAAAUGACGUUUGUGUCAAACAGAACAAGAAAACAAUUUCUCCAGAUCAUGUAGUUGCAGCUCUGGACAGUCUGGGUUUCGGUGAGUAUAAGAGCGAGGCCAAGGCGGUGUUGAAAGAAGCGAAAGCCGUGGCGGCGAAGAAACGUCGUGGGAGCUCACGACUGGAGAACUUGGGUAUCCCAGAGGAGGAGCUGCUCAAACAACAACAGGCUUUGUUUGAAAAGGCGCGACAGGAACAAGCCUUGCUGGAACAACAGCAGUGGCUGCAGAUGCAGCAGGCUUUACAACAGCAACAGCUACAGCAGCAGCAGCAGUUACAACAAGAGCAGGACGAAAACGACGACUACUCCUAGCACACGGCACUGGUGUAUGAGGGGCAUCGGGUGGGGGUGGGGGGGAGAGGGGAGCUGCGUAGUUUGUGCUAGUGUGACUGAGAGCGUGAUGAAUCCAGAUGAUGGGGGAUUGGUCAUCGUGUGUGUCGUCAAGUGGCCACUUGUGUGUGUGUGUAUUAUUAUUUACUGAUUGGUCAUCUGAUGUGUCAAGUGGUUACUUGUCAUCUCACUUCAUGUGUGUGUACAUUGAGUGAUUGGUCGUGUGUCAAGUGGUCACUUGUGUGUAUAUUGAGUGAUUGGUCAUCUUGUGUGUAUAUUGAGUGAUUGGUCAUCUUGUGUGUGUAUUGGGUGACUGGUCAUCUUGUGUGUGUAUUGAGUGAUUGGUCAUUUGUGUGUGUAUUGAGUGAUUGGUCAUCUUGUGUGUAUAUUGAGUGACUGGUCAUCUUGUGUGUGUAUGGGGUGAUUGGUCAUCUCAUGUGUCAAGUGGUCACUUAUGAAUGAAUUGAGUGAUCGGUUAUCUUGUGUUUCAAGUGGUCACUUGUGUGUGUAUUGAGUGAUUGGUCAUCUCAUGUAAGUGGUCACUUGUACAGACUAUGUGUAUUGAGCAAUUGGUCAUCUGAUGUGUCAAGUGGUUACUUGUAUUGUGUUUCACCGACUUGUCAUUUAGUGAUUGGUCGUCUUAUGUGUCUGGUGGUGGCAUGUAUGAGUAUUGAGUGAUUGGUUGUCUUGUGUGUCAAGUGGUCAUUUGCGAAUGAAUUGAGUGACCAUGUGUUUGUGUUUAUGCUGUACAAAGGAAGCUUUAAACUAACUGUUCUGUGCGGAGCUCUGAGAAUAAAAUGGAAAGACAAAGGAA
This is a messenger RNA of Aplysia californica (California sea hare), 1448 nucleotides long. Its product is annotated as protein Dr1. Lineage: Eukaryota; Metazoa; Mollusca; Gastropoda; Aplysiida; Aplysiidae. Gene Ontology annotation, molecular function: general transcription initiation factor activity; protein heterodimerization activity; core promoter sequence-specific DNA binding. The record is from RefSeq and is a predicted model, not a curated record. Gene Ontology annotation, cellular component: negative cofactor 2 complex. The coding region runs from base 86 to 616 and encodes 176 amino acids. The transcript is spliced from 4 exons. Gene Ontology annotation, biological process: chromatin remodeling; negative regulation of transcription by RNA polymerase II; positive regulation of transcription by RNA polymerase II.